AAUUGCAUAUUUCACCCGGAUAUAUGAAAGUAGACUUCAAGAGCUGGUCAUUCACUUGCACUGCUUCUAUUCAGAAAGCAAAAGAAUGGUUUCUAAAAGGAAAACGUCAGCCGAACACUUCGACAGGGGAGCGAGAGUGAAAAAAAAGCCACGAGCGAGUCUGACGACUGGGUCCGAACGAAAUUCAGAGGGCGAGGAAAGAAGGCGGCGAAGGCGAGGGAGGCGGGCAAAGGCCAUCUGGGGCGAGCCCGGCUGCCCAGCUCUUCAUGCACCCAGGGCAGCGUGGGGCCCCUCUCGGCCCCCGUGCGUUAGGAGCUGGGCGCAGGGCGAGCUCCCCAGGGGCCGGGCAGCUGAGGGGCGCGCACGCCGCGGGCGCUGGCACCACACCAGGUACCGCACGCGGGGGUCCCCGGGAAGGAGGCGCACUGAGCGCAGCCCCGGCCUCCGGGAGCAGGAAGGGGGUGGGUGGAGCUGAGCCCGGGGCCGCCCCCCGGAGCCGCCCCCGCAGCCCCGGCCCCCGCCCCCCGCCCCGGCUGUCAGCGGCCCCCUCCCGCAGUCACUUACCCGCCGGCUGCGCGGUCUCGGCCGCGGUGGCGGCGGCGACGGCGGCGACCCCCGCCUGGGUCAUGAUCCCAGGAGGGGAAGGCAGGAGUGUCCGACCGUCUGGGCGAAUCGCUCCGUCCGCAGCCGCCGCCUGCUCCUCCGGGGCUGGGGGAGCGCGGGCCCAGGCCCUCCUCUCCCCCCGCCCCCGCCGCUUCUUUUUGCGGCCACCGCCGCCGCUGCGAGCCCGAGCCCUCAAGGCCGGAGACCCGGCGGCAGCGCGGCCUCAACUUUCCCAGCCCCCCUCCCCCCGCCCCUCCCCGCCCCUCCCGCGGCCGCUGCUCAGCGAGCGAACAGCCUACCCUGGGCGCGCCGCGCUCCCGCCUCUGUCACUCCACCCGCCAAUCAGGAUGCGGAACGCUGCCAUAGUAGCCAAUAAGAAGACAGAAUGCUUUUGCGCUACGCCAGGGGGCGGGAGGAGGCGGAGAGAAAACCAAGGAAUGAACGGGACUCGGGCGGCCCAAUGAGGAGGGCCGGGGGGCGGAGGUGUGCAAGUUGGGUUGAAGGAACAGGAAAUAUUCUUAAAGGUAGAAUGACGGACAGGAAGGAAAGCCAGUAGGUGAAUGGGAAAGAGGUGGGCCUGGUUCCUUAAAGGGGACGCCUUGAGAACCUAGAAAAGAAGGCGUUUUAAGAAACUUCUUUGUAUCGUGUUCCGUGGUCUCCUUCCUUAUCUUUCAGUGGGAGUUUGGAAGUCGAAAAAUGGAAAAGGAAGAGGGCACGAAGCCUUUCGGAUUAGUUAGCCCCUCUUGGCGCCGAGGGCGGGAAGGGUCUCAGUCUGUCACCCAGGCUGGAGUACAGUGGCAUAAACAUGGCUCACUGCAGCCUUGACCUCCCGGGCUUAAGCGGUCCUCACAUCUCACCCUCCCAAGGAGCUGGGACUACAGGUGCAUGCAGCCACGCCUGGCUAAGUUUUGUAGUUUUUGAAGAGGCGAAGUUUCAUCAUGUUUCCCAGGCUGGUCUUGAACUCCUGGGCUUAAGAGGUCUGCCUGCUUCAGCUUCCUGGAGUGUUGGGAUUACAGGUAUGAGCCGCCAUGUCUGGCCCAUAGCUUUUAUGUGAUGUUUGUUCUUGCUUCAAUUUUAGCAUUUUUUUUUUUAGAGGGAGUCUUGCUGUGCGCUGGAGUGCAGUGGUGUGAUCUCAGCUCACUGCAGCCUCUGUCUUCUGGGUUCAGGAGAUUCCCCAGCCUCAGCCUCCCAAGUAGCUGGGACUACAGGUGCGCACCACCAUGCCUGGCUAAUUUUUGUAUUUUAGUAGAGACGGGGUUUCACCAUGUUGGCCGGUAUGGUCUCGAUCUCCUGACCUCAUGAUUCACCUGCCUCGGCCUCUCAAAGUGCUGGGAUUACAGGUAUGAGUCACCGCCCCCAGCUAAUUUUAGCAUAAUUUAAGUUGGUCUGAAAUGGGCUCUUAUAAAUUGAUGUUUUAUCCUUUUUAGUGCCUCAAACUACAUCCUGUUCAAACAUAUUAUAACAAGUUAGUAUAAGUUUAUUUUGGUGUGAAAAGUUUUUGAAAUCCAUACACAUAGUUUUUCAUAAUAUGAAUUUUCUGUGAACUUUUUGAAGACCCCUCGUUUUGGUGGCUAGAGCCUUAUAAAAUGUAUUUCCUGAAUAAUGAGACUUGAAAGUUGACGUUACUCCUUGAUCCACGGGCUGCAGAAUGGACACCGCCUCAGCAGGCAUCAAACAUUAACCUCCCACGCAUCUCCAGCAGAGCUCUUGGAUGACUGUGUGCGUUGUCAGUGAGCAGUAAUAUUUUGAAAGGAAUCUUUUUUCUGAGCAGUGGGCUCAACAAUGAGUUUAAAAUAUUCAGUAAAUCAUCCUGUAAACAGAUGUGCUUUAUAAUUUCACUUACAGAGCAUGUGAAGAGUAGACUUAGCCUAACUCUUAGGGCUCUGGGAUCAUUGGGACGGUCAGUGAGCAUCGACUAGAGCAUGCAAAGAGUAGACUUAGCCUAACUCUUAGCGCUCUGGGAUCAUUGGGAUGGUCUAUGAGCAUCGACUUCAACUGAAAGUCAUCAGCUGCAUUACCCCUAACAAGAGAGUAAGCUCGUCUUUUGAAGCUUUUAAGCCAGGCAUUUACUCCUUUCUAGUUAUUAAAGUACUGUAAGACAUCAUCUUUUAAACAAAGAAAAGUAGAAAAAAUAAAAAUAAAAACACAAAAACAUUAAAAAAGAAAAAAAAAAAGGCAUCUUUUAAUAGAAAGCUGUUUUGUCUGCAUUGAAAAUCUAGUGUGCAAUGUAACCACCUUUAUCAAUGAUCAUCGCUAGAUCUCCUGGGUAACUUGCUGUAGAUUCCAUAUCAGCCCUUGCUUCUUCCCCUUGCACUUUCAUGUUACGGAGACGGCUUCUUUCCUUAACCUCAUGAACCAAUCUCUGCUAGCUUCCAACUUCUCUUCUGCAAGUUUCCUCACCUCUUUCAGGCCUCAGAGGAUUAAAGAGAGUUAGCACCUUGUUCUGGGUUAGGCGUUGUCUUAAGAGAAUGUUGCAGCUGGUUUGAUCUUCUAUCGAGAUCAUUAAAACUUUCUCUAUAUCA
Molecule: messenger RNA, 3125 nt
Organism: Callithrix jacchus (white-tufted-ear marmoset)
Lineage: Eukaryota; Metazoa; Chordata; Mammalia; Primates; Cebidae
Source: RefSeq, a predicted model, not a curated record